Messenger RNA from Schistosoma bovis, 902 nucleotides. The record is from the annotation of a GenBank genome assembly. NCBI's taxonomy places the organism in Eukaryota, Metazoa, Platyhelminthes, Trematoda, Strigeidida, Schistosomatidae.
UAUAACAAGAGAUAGAUUCACAUUAAUAACAUUACUCAAAAUGAUUUUUCAUGCUGUUACAAGGUUUCUUGUUCCAAUUUUUGCGUUACUCGUGGCCGCGGUUUUUAACAUCGGGGACCCCAGAACUUCAACAUGUGUAGUUCAUUAUCUGCUCUCUCGCUUAAAAAACAGUUAUAUGAACUGAACAAAAGCGCAACUGAAGGUUUUUCAGCGGGGUUGGUUGAUGAGGACAAUAUUUUCAAAUGGCGAGUGCUUAUCAUUGGUCCACCAGAUACUCUUUAUGAGGGUGGUUGUUUUCAUGCAGAGCUGGACUUUCCACAAGACUACCCCGAGCGCCCUCCUAAAAUGCGGUUCGUAACUGAUAUCUGGCAUCCAAAUAUUGCUCAGGACGGAGAUGUUUGUAUUUCCAUUCUUCAUCACCCCGGAAAAGAUCUGUGGGGCUACGAAAGGCCCGAGGAAAGAUGGCUUCCUGUGCAUACCGUAGAAACAAUUAUUACUUCUGUUAUUUCGAUGCUUGCUGAGCCUAAUCCUGACAGCCCUGCCAAUGUUGAUGCAGCUAAGGAGUUCAGGGAAGAUUUUGCGGAGUUCAAGAGAAAAGUUUGUCGGUGUGUAAGGAUGAGCCAAGAACGUCUUGAAUGAAUUAAAUUAAUCUAAUUGCUUUAUCAUUAUACAUCAGCCAUCGUUAUGAAAAUAUUUCUACAUCAAACCCAGUCCUUGGUCGUAACAUUAUACAACCUAAUUAUACCUAACUUUAAAGAGACAAUCCUAAAUGCUUAUGUAAUGCUUGUCGAGUCUUACCAUACAUUUGGCCAGAUUCGAUGUGACGUGGUGCUUAGUUAUGUUAGUAUUCACUACUAAGAUUGUCGUUGCUAUUUGGUUAUAACGUGCUAUUUGGUUUUGUU